AGUCCUGAGGUCAUUUUGGGUGUCUGUAGGGUGAGGAUGGGGCAGGACAUGGGGAGGGAGAACUUAGGGCUGCCUCUGGUUUCUCAGGGCAGCCUUAAAAAAAAACUAUAGUGGCCAAGUGUAGUGGCUCAGGUAACCUUAGCUCUUUGGGAGGCUGAGGUGGGAGGAUUGCUUGAGGCUAGGAGUUUGAGAUUGGCCUGGACAACAUAGUGAGACCUGCCCCCGCCCCCCUCCCCCCAAAAAAACCCCAAAAAACUGUAGUAGUGUUGAGUAGGUGAUGUCUUUACUUUUUUUUUUUUUAUGUUUUUUAGACGGAGUUUUGCUCUUGUUGCCCAGGCUAGAGUGCAAUGGCAUGAUCUCAGCUCACUGCAACCUCCGCCUCCUGGGUUCAAACAAUUCACCUGCCUCAGCUUCCCGAGUAGCUGGGAUUACAGGCAUGUGUCACCAUACCCAGCUAAUUUUGUAUUUUUAGUAGAGACAGGGUUUCUUCUCCAUGUUGGUCAGGCUGGUCUUGAACUCGCGACUUCAGGUGAUCUGCCCGCUUUGGCCUCCCAAAGCCCUGGGAUUACAGACGUGAGCCACCACGCCCAGCCUUUUUUUUUUUUGGAGAUGGAGUCUCACUCUGUUGCCCAGGCUGGAAUGCAGUGGCACAAUCUUGGCUCACUGUAACCUCCGCUUCCCAGAUUCAAGCGAUUCUCCUGCCCCAGCCUCCCAAGUAGCUGCGAUUACAGGCGUGCGCCACCAUGCCGGGCUAAUAUUUUUUUUUUUUUUUUUUUUGAGACAGUCUCACUUUGUCACCAGGCUGGAGGGCAGUGGCAUGUUCUUGGCUCACUGCAACUUCUGCUUCCUCGGUUCAAGCAAUUCUCCUGCCUCAGCCUCCCAAGUAGCUGGGACUACAGGCACAUGCCACCACGCCUAGCUAAUUUUUGUAUUUUUGGUAGAGACAGGGUAUCACCAUGUUGGCCAGGAUGGUCUUGAUCCCUUGACCUCGUGAUCCACCCACCUUGGCCUCCCCCAAAGUUGGAAUUGCAGGCAUGAGCCACCACGCCCGGCCGACUUUACAUUUUAAGAGCAUAAAACUACUUUUCCCUGUAUGGUUUUUUUUCCCCCCCAAGAGACAUGGUUUUGCUCUGUCACCCAGGCUAGAGUGCAGAGGCUCAUGAUCACAAUCACUAUAGCCUCGACCUCCUGGACUUAAGCCAUCCUCCCACCUUAGUCUCCUAAAGCACUGGGAUUACAGGUCCCCAUCUAUUAUAAGAUGUAAUUGCACUUAAUUUGUAGACAUCCUUCAAGUGAUAUGUGGGUGACCAUUUAAAGAUACAAAAAAGGAGCACAUGGAAAUGGGAGGAGCCAACUAAAUAUCAGGUCCUGCACUGGGCUCCAGUGGUUGACUGUGUUAGUCCCGGGCAAGAGCGAGGGCCUUAACACUGCCAAGGAUGCUGGAUGAGACCUGGUUAAGGAAAUUGAACAUGUUUUGUUCAGAUGAGAGAUGAUUUGGGGUGGGGGUGGUGGCAGGUUCCGGAAGGCCCCAGGAUCUUGGCUCAAGACUGGACUGAAGGCCUUUCCUGAUGCUGGCACCAGGCAGGCUUGCUCACUCCCUUGGGAAAUACAGAGGGGGUUACUCUUACUUUCCAGAGAUGAGAUCAGGUGACCCUAUUGCAAAAGGCAGCAGAAGUGGACAGUGGCUACCUGGGGAAGGAGCUCAGCAUUGAGUGAGCAGCUCAGAAUCUUACACUCACCUUCUAUGAAGUUUAAGAUGAAGGGAGCUGCUCUACUCUGUUGCCUUGGUUUAUUGCAUUAGGGAAAAGAAUACUUAAAUUGCUUGGAAAAAUUGGAGUAGUUUUGAGCUGUUUAGCCAGUCUUCUGAGUUUGUAAACUACUCUUGGUUGUUUUUUUUUUUAAACUUUUUUUUUGUUUUGAGGCGGAGUUUCGCUCUUGUUGCCCAGGCCAGAGUGCAAUGGCUCUAUCUUGGCUCACUGCAACCUUGUCUCCAGGGUCCAAGCGAUUCUCCUGCCUCAACCUCCCAAGUAGCUGGGAUUACAGGCAUGCACCACCAUGCCUGGCUAAUUUUUGUAUUUUUAGUAGAGACAGGGUUUCACCAUGUUGGCCAGGCUGGUCUCGAACUUCUGACCUCUGGUAAUCUGCCUGCCUCGGCCUCCCAAAGUGCUGGGAUUACAGGUGUGAGCCACCGUGCCCGGCCUAAAACUUAUUUUUUAAAGUUAAUCCGUUGACAUUUUAGAGCUUAAGCUGCUUCGGCAGAUACCCUGUGGAAUGAAAUGCAGCUGGGCUUUGCAUCACCACACAGUGAAGUGACUGGUGUAGGAGAUGUGUUGCUGGCUGUAGGAUUCUCUAAGCAGAGCUUCUUAGUUGGUGGGCUGGGAUGAGUGACAGGGGUGCAGACGUCCUUGUGGGUAAGUGGCCCCUGCCCUUGACCAGCUCCUUAGGCUGAGAAUAGCCUCAUCUUACUCCAGUGUCUUCCACACUUAGAAUUCUUACUACAUGGCAGAAGCUGAAAAAGAUGGGGCAUCUGAUUACCCCCCCACCCACUAUUCUGAGAAGAGAGAUGAUUUUUCUUGGCUCUCUCAGUCUCAGGGUAUCCACAGCUCCUGUGGAGAAGGGGUUCCUCUGCACGCUGCACUAGAGGAGUGUUGGGUGCGGGGGGUGGAGUUGGCCAUUCACCCUCCUGGACCUCAGGAUUUAUGGAAAGUCAUACUGGGAACUAAGGGCGAAAGCACAGGUUGCUGUGGUUAUUGUUGAUGUCCUGAAACAGGAGACUGUUCAUACUUCACUCUCAAAAUAUGGAGAGCCCUCAGAGGUUUCUGAGCAUGACAAUAUCGACUUGAAUUGGGCAGAAGAAAGGCCAUUGAUAAAAGGCAGGCAUGAGCUAAUAUGGCCUUGGAUUUGCCUGACGGAAUAAAAAGCAGGGACAGGUGCCAGAGACACUGCAGGAAGAUUGGGUAGGGAUUAACUGGAUACCAAGGGCUGAGGACAGUUCAUCUGUUUGACAACUGUUGGAGUGCCUUCCCUGCUCGACCAGUGCUGAGCCCCAGGGGUGUCUGGUUGUGAGGGAGAUUCCUGCCUUCCGGGGUCUUAGAGCCUCGUGGGGGAAACAGGGCAGGGUGUCAUGAUGCAGACAUCUGGGGCACUCAGCUAAAGGGCGGGCAGGAGCGGUGUCGUAGCAGUGGCAGCUGAAUGACGACUGGAGGGUGACAUAGGCCCUCAGAUUGUGGAUCUUUGGUUUUAGGGGUAGUGAGCUAGGUCCUGGAGGGUGCUCUGGGACAGCUGGGUAUUGGCCCUGGGCAGUCAUUGUCAGCUGUGAUGGCCGAGGAUGCAGUGGGUGAGGUGUGGAGGCCCCAUGUGACCAUCAGGACCUUCAUGAAUGAAGAGAGCAUGGCUCUCUGACCCCAUCUGACUGGCCAGCUCCAGGGGCAGGUGUAGAAUUUGAUCCGUCCUCGUGUGUCCCCCUCUCCAAACUGUAGUGCUUUGUGUUAGGUGAAAGUGUGACAAGUAAUAGUUGAAAGAAUGAAAUAUCCAAGGGACCAUCUCCAUACAUUGGAAAAGUUUGUUCUGCUCUGUUCCUAUGAAUGAAAUAGCAGCAGAUGGAUGGAAGUUCGAGGAACACAGACUUGACUUAGCCUGAGAAAGAUCUUUGUAGCAGUUGGAGGUAUCGGGAAGAGGCUCAGUGUGAACCCAGAGCCCUGGGAGCUGGUUGGGAACCCACAUUUUCUAGAUUUCUGAGGAUUUUCCAGCUUGAGGUUUUGGACACUUUUCCAGAAAGACCCAGAGCGAUUAAGACACGUCUCUGAAACAACCACAUGAAUUAUUCUAACAGCUGCUGCUUGCUGGUUUUAGGAAGUUUCCUUGUUUCAUGCACUGCUCAAAUGUUUUCAGAUUCUAGCUCUUUUGGCAGAGUUUGGGGGAGAAGACAGGUGGGUGUCCCGCUGUGACACUGGUUUUGAGAGUGGGGAGGGGUUGUGGUCGCCGGAAGGAAAAGAGCCCUGGGGAUUUGCCACUUGGGUAAAAAUGACUUGGUAUCUGACUAGUAAUCACCAAGACCCAAACAGGGUCAUUUUGGGGUGGAAGUGAAGUAUCAGAUGAGUUAGGUGGGAGUGGGCUGGGAUGUACUCUGGCUACUGCCCACUCCAAAAGGCCUCCUAGCUGGGCCUGGGCUGUCUCUCAGGGCCUGUACCCUCCACCAUCCUUGAAUUCAGUGGCCAGGGAACCCGUCCCCUCCCCCUGGUCUGUGCCUGCUCUGCUCAUUGCCUCACAUGUGUGAGCACUCGGUGGAAGGAGGAAGGGAUGUCUGCACACACUCCCUGUCGAGGGACCCUGGCUUGCUCCUGUGGUGCCCUAAGCAUGUAGUUGGCAUGCAUGUGUGUCACAAUGAAAAUGAAGAUGAGAAUUGGUCCUAGUUUAUGACCCAGGCCGGGUAGUAUUUGUCGAUCCUUCCAGCCCCUUCCUGCAUCUCGUACACUGGCAGACAGGGACUCAGAGGCCAGGUGGCUGUUCCUGCCCAUGGAACUCUGAGGGUUUCCAUGCCUUCUACAGCUGGGCUCAGUCCUGGGAGUUUCUAGCAAUUCAGUAGAGGGUUAGGUUAACGUGCACUUAGAGGAAUAGAGGAAUCCUGGGUCUGUAAUGAUCUCUACAUCUUUUUUUUUUUUUUUUUUUUUUUUAAGAUGGAGUCUUGUUCUGUCACCCAGGCUGGAGUGCAGUGGUGCAAUCUCAGUUCACUGCAGCCUCCGCCUCCCAGGUUCAGGUGAUUGUUGUGCCUCAGCUGCUCGAAUAGCUGGGAUUACAGGCACAAGCCACCAUGCCCAGCUAAUUUUUGUAUUUUAGUAGAGAUGGGGUUUUGCCAUGUUGGCCAGGCUGGUCUUGAACUCCUGACCUCAGGUGAUCCGCCUGCCUUGGCCUCCCAAAGUGCUGAGACAGGUGUAAGUCACCGCCCUGGAUGAUGCCUACCUACAUCUUUGGUAGAGGAAGUUUUCCCAGAGCCUUGGGAAGGAUCCAGUCCUAGGACCGUCUCAAUCAGAUUGUUCUCAAUGGUACAGCGGUUCAGGUUUGAGCCUGGGCCUAGGAGGUGGCUGACCUGGGUCUGGAUUCCCAUCUGACUUAUUAAGUGUGUGACCUUGGGCAACCAUCUUGACUUUUUUUUUUUUUUUUUUUUUUUGAGACAGAGUCUCACUCUGUCACCCAGGCUGGAGUGCAGUGGUGUGAUCUCAGCUCACUGCAACCUCUACUUCCCAGGUUCAAGCGAUUCUCCUGUCUCAGCCCCCUGAGUAGCUGGGAUUAUAGGCACGCACCACUAUAUCCAGCUAGUUUUUUUUUUUUUUUUUUUUUUUUAAGUAGAGACGGGGUUUCACCAUGUUGGCCAGGCUGGUCUCGAACUCCUGACCUCAGGUGAUCCGCCCGCCUCGGCCUCCCAAAGUGCUGGGAUUACAGGCGAGAGCCGUCGCGCCCAGCCCAUCUUGACUUUUUUUUUUUUUUUUUUGAUACGGGGUCUCGCUCUGUCACCCAGGCUGGAGUGCAGUGGCGCGAUCUCGGCUCACUGGAAGCUCUGCCUCCCAGGUUCCCGCCAUUCUCCUGCCUCAGCCUCCCAAGUAGCUGGGACUACAGGCGCCCGCCACCACGCCUGGCCAAUUUUUUUUUUUUUUGGUAUUUUUAGUAGAGAUGGGGUUUCACUGUGUUAGCCAGGCUGAUCUCGAUCUCCUGACCUCGUGAUCCGCCCGCCUUGGCCUCCGAAAGUGCUGGGAUUACAGGUGUGAGCCACCGCGACCAGCCCCAUCUUGACUUUUUUUAACCUCGGUUUUCUCUUCUGUCAGGUGUGGAUAUCGGCGGUAGUCCCUUGCAUGAAGUGCUGAUAACAGUGUGGGUUCCAUCGUGUGAAGUGUGGGUACGAUGACAGUCCCUCGUGUGAGUGUGGGUAUGAUGACAGUCCCUCGUAUGAGUGUUGGUAUGAUGACAGUACCUCGUUCUGUGGUUAUGAGGAUUAAAUGAAAUCAGGCAUGUAACGUGUUGGCACAUUGCCUGGCACCAAAUAAAGAAUUCAGUAAUUGUUAGCCACUGUUUCCUCUUUCAGUAACAAAACCUCUUGUCAACAUAUUAGAGAUGAUUCUCUUGGUGUCCCCAAAGUUUUCAGAAGUGCGCUUUUCUCUAGCAGUUUGAAUCCAGGUGCCUAGCGGUAACUUUCUCCGUUGAGGGUCAGGUCCUCCCCAUCCUGCCUCAGCAAUGCCCGACGGACAAUGGGGGAGGCCUGGACUGUGAGGAUGCACGAGCAGUCCCAUUCUGGGGACAGAGACAAGCAGGGCCUGGCUUGGCUGCAUGUUAGUGCUGGCAUAGGGGUUAGGUAGGGUCUGGAUCUGCUUGAGGUGGCUUGAGAUAGAGGGAGGGAGGGCCAGGGAGGUGAGGGCAGUAGGCCUCCUUGGAGGAAGAGAAGGCUGGCCCAGUGAAAGCCAGUUGAAUGGAUGAGUGAACUAACGCCCCUGCCCCUAUGGCCCUGCCCCUCCUCACCCCUUCUGGCCUGUACUGUCCCUUCGCCUGUCCAUACCAGUUUCCCAGGGCAUGUCUUGCAUGUAGGUUGGGUUGUCUAGGCAGCGCUGUGCUUCAGUGACACUUUGUGGUUGACUUGGGACCCUGACCACACUGAGAGCAGCGCGCUUCUCUGGGUUGGAUGGCUGGGUUCUCAAGGACCAACGGCUUAGAAUUGUGGAGGGUGGAGUGUGUCCCGGCCCUGUGUUUGUUUGCCUGCCUGCUGACAUGAAGCCUGAUGUGUGCAGCCACUCUACUGUGUGCGAGGGAAGAAAGACAUCCUAGUCCGUGUUGGACAUGGGCUCUGUGUGGCAGAGUUCAGCCUCUUGUGGGGCCCCGUCUUACUCUGGGGGUGAUGCAGGUAAAGUCUGCUGAGGACCUAGCCUAAGGCUGUGUAGUCUGACAGAUUUCUUCAGACCUUCUCUCUCUUUUUUUUUUUUCUUCUUUUUUGAGACAGAGUCUCACUCUGUUGCCCAGGCUGGGAGUGUGCAGUGGUGCAAUCUUGGCUCACUGCAACCUCCACCCCCUGGGUUCAAGCAGUUCUCCUGCCCCAGCCUCCCACGUAGCUGGGAUUACAGGCUCCCACCACCAUGCCCAGCUAAUUUUUGUAUUUUUGGUAAAGACUAGGGUUUCACCAUGUUGGCUAGGCUGAUUUCGAACUCCUAACUUCAGGUGAUCUGUCCUCCUUGGCCUCCCAAAGUGCUGGGAUUACAGGCGUGAGCCACUGCACCCAGCCAGACCUUCUUAUUUUUAGGCAGUGAUUCUAGUGAAAUUUACAUUGUUCUUUAUAACAUAUCAGCAUUUUCAUACUGAAGCCUCUUCCCAGCAAGGAAAACGCCAUUUGAGGCAGAAACAGCAAGCAUAUUUCAAGGCUCUGGGAUUGCUUGCUUCCCACCGCAGGAGGCAGGCGGUUUGGCCUUUGCUAUCUGGCUCCUCUUGGAGCAGGGUUCCCCAGGUGCCAGCCCCCACCAGCACAGUUUUUCUCUCUGCUUGCUCCCUGGAAGCUGGCUGUUGGGCCACACAAGCAGAACUCCUCCUAGCUGGCAGAGCCCCACGUCCACCUGGCACCUGCUUUCCCCAAGCCUCGGUGUCCCUUCUGUGACAUCUAAGACUUCAGGGAGGCAUUGCUUCCUCCAUCUUGGCCUCAGUUUAUCCUGUAAGGGCUGGGGAUAGUGGUGAGGACAGUUGACAGUUCUGUGAAACACUCUGAGGAGCCCUUGCUCUUCUUGCAUCUUCCAAUCAUACUUUUAUUGUCUGAUACUAUACAUUGUCAAGGAGGUGUGGAGUAUGUGUACAGCCUUGCAUUUCUCUAUUCUUUUUGUUUUUGUUGUUUUUUUUUUUUUGAGAUGGAGUCUGGCUCUGUCACCCAGGCUGGAGUGCAGUGACGCGAUCUUGGCUCACUGCAAGCUCCGCCUCCCGGGUUCAUGCCACUCUUCUGCCUCAGCCUCCCAAGUAGCUGGGACUACAGGCGCCCACCACCACGCCCGGCUAAUUUUUUGUAUUUUUAGUAGAGACAGGGUUUCACCGUUUUAGCCAGGAUGGUCUCGAUCUCCUGAACUCAUGAUCUGCCCGCCUCGGCCUCCUGAAGUGCUGGGAUUACAGGCGUGAGCCACUGCGCCCGGCCUUUUGUUUGUUUUUGAGUUAGGAUUUCGUUCUGUCAUCCAGGCUGGCGUGCAGUGGCACAAAAAUGGCUCACUGGAGCCUUGACUUCCUGGACUCAAGUGAUCUUCCCACCUCAACCUCCCGAGUGGCUGGGAUUGCAGGUGCGCACCACCACUCCCAGCUAAUUUGAAAAUAUUUUGUAGAGACAGAGUCCCAUUGUAUUGCCUAGGCUGGUCUCAAACGCCUGGGCUCAAAGCAGUCCUCCUGUCUGUCUCCCAAAGUGCUGAGGUUACAGGCAUGAGCCACCACACUUGGCCUAUUUCUCUCUUAAUUGGCGUAUGCGGUGGCGGCUGAGAUUUGCUGAUAGAUUUUGCCAUUGUUAUAGUUUCUUCAUUUAUACUUUGCAGCAUUUCAGUCAUCACAUGAUUUUUGUGAUGGCUGUGGUGCGUCAUCAGUUUGCCGCAGUGAUGAAGCUUCUGGGACUAAGAACCAGCUUGUUGGCCUGGUUCUUGGGCAAGGCCCUGAGAAUCCUGGGCUGAAUGCCCCCCUGAGCUGACCACGUGGCCUUAGCCAGGGCCAUUGGUGCCAUGGCGUGGUUAGUGGAUGGUUCCAGCCAAGUCUGAGAAUUUACCGAAUUGACUGUUUGAUUUGGCAGCUGAUGGUCAGAGAAAUUGAAUUCUGCCUCUUAGCAAAGGAAGCUUGGUGGAUUUCUAGAAUUCUUUGUUGUAGAGGGGGUUGGGGAUGGCGUGGGCAGAAUGAAUGCGAAGUGUGGGGGCUUGAGGUCUGCCAGGCCCUCCCACUUGCCCUAAACUGGACUUGGAGGUGUCUGGAAGGUUGUGGGUGGACAGCACUGACCUUGCUGCUUGGCCAGUUGUUCCCCAGCCACUCUGGAUUCGGAUCUAGGUGGACCCUAUGGUAUCCUAGAAACUACCUUUAUGUUCUUUUCUUUUAAGAAACAGUGUCUUGCUCUGUCAUCCUGGCUGGAGUGUAGUUGCAUGAUCAUGGGUCACUGUAACAUUUAAACUCCAGGGCUCAAGUGAUCCUUCCACCUCAGCCUCCCGAGUAACUUGGGACUACAGGUAUGCACCACCACACCCAGCUAGUUUUUAAAUUUUUUAUAGAAACAGGGUCUCACUGUUUUCUAGGGCUGGUCUUAAACUCUUGGGCUCAAGUGAUCCUCCCACCUCAGCGUCCCAAAGGGCUGGGAUUACAGGCAUGAGCCACUGCAUGUGGCUUUGUAAGUUUUUGUUGUUGUUUUUGAUACAGGGUCUUGCUCUGUCGUCCAGGCUAGAGUGCAGUGGCGUGAUAUUGGCUCACUGUAUCCUCCACCUCCCAGGCUCAAGUGAUUCUCCUGCUUCAGCGUCCUGAGUAGCUGUGACCAUAGGCAUGAGCCAGCAUGCCCAGCUAAUUUUUGUAUUUUUUGUAAAGACGGAGUUUUGCUAUUUUGCCCAGGCUGGUCUUGAACUCCUGAGAUCAAGAGGUCUGCCCCCCUCAGCCUCCCAAAGCGCUGGGAUUACAGGUGUGAGACACUGCGCCUGACCUCCACUGAGUUUUUAAAUUUUUUGUAGAGAUGGGGGUCUCUCUCUGUUGCUCAGGCUGGUCUCGAACUCCUGGCCUCAAGUGAUCCUCCUGCCUCGGCCUCCCAAAAUGCUGGGAUUACAGGCAUGAGCCAUCAUGCCUGGCCUGGCGCUUUACUUUUGACCAUGUGACACACCUGUGGUUGGGGUCUGGGGCCUCAGAGGCAGCGACUGUGCUGUGCAUUGGUGAAGGAAGCAUCCUCACCUUUCCAGGAGGUUGCCCAUAUGACAGGUUAGGUGUUGUUCCUGCUUGAAAAACAAACUUGAGCUGGGUGUGGUGGCUUGUGCCUGUAAUCCCAGCACUUUGGGAGGCUGAGGCAGGAUGAUUACUUGAAGCUAGGAGUUUGAGACCAUCCUGGGCAACAUAGUGAGAUCCCAUCUCUACAAAAAAUAAAAAAGGUGUGGUGCAGUCAUUGACACCUAUAAUCCCAGCCCUUUUGGAGGCCAAAGUAGGAGGAUUGCUUGAGGCCAAGAGUUCAAGACUAGCCUGUGCAACAAUAAAAAAAAAAAAAAAACCCAAACUUGAGAAAACUUGCCAUAAGAAUAGAAUAACUGGAGGUUUUAUUUCUUGGCAUUAAGUGAACAAAACCCAGCCACUGACCGUAAAGGUAAUACAAUUAGUUGAAAUAUUGCAGUGUGGGGAGGCUAUUUGGGUGGCAAUUUGUUGGGGACAAGGCUGGCUGUCAUUAGAACCUUCUGUGUGCAUUCUCCUAUGAUGGAGGCAGUGUCUUCUGCCAGAUGGAGCCUUUUGGGAUCCUCCCAAAUUUUUUUAUUUUGACUGGUCCUGGCCAUUCGGCUGUUCCCUCCCCUCCCCUUUAUUAGAGUCAUCCCAAGAGGACUCUGUGCUUUGUGGUCACAGGUCACACAGGUGCAUGUGCAAAGGAGAUGGCCUGUUUAGAGGUGAAUGAGGUGGGAGCACCAGAUAGUUGUUUACCCCCUUUCCCCUUACUCUAUUCAGGAGCACUUGACCAAGCCAUAAUUAGCAUGCUUUGCACAUUUCCAAUCUGAAAUGAUUGGCAAAGAAAUGCCCGCUCUCUUGUUCCAGUUGGGUACCUCAGGCGGGGUCACUGGGCAUUUUGUUUUUCACCCAGCAUCUGUGGACUCAGCCACACACCGGCCUGGCAGACAGCUCCCCAGUGCAGCAACUCCCAUGGGCCCAAGGGAUUAUAGGCAGGCUUGGAGCUCAGAACUUGACAGGGGACAUAGUGGUUUUCUUUUUCUUUUCUUUUCUUUUUUUUUUUUUAGACAAGGUCUGGCUCUGUCGCCCAGGCUGGACUGCAGUGGCUCAGUGUCUGCUCACUGCAUCCUCCACCUCCUGGGCUUAAGGCAUCUUCCCAUGUCAGCCUCUAGCGUAGCUGGGACUACAGGUGCUCCGCCACGCCUGGCUAAUUUUUGUAUUUUUUGUAGGGAUGGUGUUUUGCUAUGUUGUCCAGGCUGGUCUCGAACUUGUAAGCUCACGCAAUCCAUCCACCUCGGCCUCCCAAAGUGCUGGGAUUACAGGCAUGAACCACUGCACCUGGCCCCUGCAGACAUAGUGGUUUUCUUUUUAAUGAUGUUAAUUAGUAGGGGCACUAUGGGUGGGUUGUCUGGAGUUUCCCUUGUCUAGAGUUAGAUGUGAUGGGAGCUCAGGGCUCAUACCCAGCCGUGGGUCCAUAUAAGUCUUCGUGUGUCUAGCUUGGGUGCUCCAGGAAGUGUAUUUGGGAUGUCUCUGGCUUCUAUUCCACAAACUUAGAGGAGAAGUUUGUACCCAAGAUGAGCUAGUCAUCUCCAUUCACACAACAAGCAUUCCUUGGCUUAUGGCUGUGAGACAAGGCUAGAGUCCCCGGGAGGUACUGUUCUUCUGCAGCUAAGAGCUGGGAUCAGGCCGGCAGACUUGUCCAUCUAUGACAUAAUGUGUGGCCGCUGCUGUUACCUCACCAUUCCAUGUGUUUCCAGUGCUUUUUAAUUUAAUUUUUAUUUUUUUGAGAUAGAAUCUUGCUCUUUUGCCCAGGCUGGAAUACAGAGAUGCGAUCUUGGCUCACUGCAGCCUCCGCCUCCUGGGUUCCAGUGAUUCUUGUGCCUCAGCCUCCCGAGUAGCUGAGACUACAGGCACACACCCCUACCCCUGGCAAAUUUUUUUUGUAUUUUUAAUGGAGAUGGGGUUUCACCAUGUUGCACAGGCAGGUCUCGAACUUCUGGCCGCAAGCGAUCCACCCGCCUCAACCUCCCAAAGUGCUGGGAUUACAGGCGUGAGCCACUGCCCCCGGCCUCCAGUGCUUUCUUUAUGCGGCUUAUUUGAGAAGCGGAGGGAAGGACUAGUUGGUAGUGAAGCAUGUCAGUGGCAUGGCUGAGCUGGGGAGCAGAGUUUCAGAACCAUGCUUUGUUUGGCACCAUGGGUAUACCAGGCUCAUGUGCUUUUUUUCUGUACACGCUUUGGCAUGUGAUGUGUGUGGCUCUGCCUUGAGGACAUUAUGCUGAGUAAGAGAAGUCAGGCUCAAAAAGACACACUUAUGAUUGCACCUAUAUGAGGUUCCUAGACUCUCAAAUUCUUAAAGACAGAAGGAAGAAGGGGGGUUGCCAGGGGUUGGGGGCAGAGAGAUGAGAGUGAGUAUUUAAUGGGGAUAGAGUUUCAGCUGGGGAAGAUGGUAAGUUCUGGAGAUGGAUGGAUGAUGGUUGCACAACAGUGUGACUGCACCUAAUGCCACUGAACUGUGAACUCAAAAUGGUUAAGAUGUAAAUUUUGUGUACGUUUUACCACAAUAAAAAAAUGAACCUUUCUGAAUUCAGAAAUAUUCUAUACCUUUAUGACAACAUGUAUUCUGUCCUCUCAGAAUUAGCUUGGGGACAAAGGGACAAAGGCACACACACUCAUUUCCUAGCUUGUGCUAAGUACUGGGGGUGGGGGUGGGGUUAAAAAAAUGCACGUGGUUCUAGAAGGCUCUUAAUGACAUCAUCUUGGGAUCACAAUGUUAGAGUGCGGAUAUUCUAUGGGUUUUCUUCAGUCCCUGGACAGGUGGGGUCAUCCUAGGACCCCUGCAAUCUUUAGGGGAUUUAGGGAGAAACAGUGUCCAGGAACAUCUGAGGUCUCUGUUCCCGUGCAUUGCUUGGGGAUUGAAGGAGCAACAGAUUUGGAUGAAACCCUGAGGAUCCCAGAGCUGAAAGUGAGUUUGAAGUGUCCGAUCCAGUCCUUCAACUCAGAGCACUCCUAUCUGUGACACCUCUGCCCACGCAUCCAGUAUGUGCAGCACACCUGCUCUGUGACUGACACUCUUGCAGAAGUGGGGCCACUUCAGGGACAUGGACAAGGUGUUGUACCUGCUGUCACAGAGCCUGUUAUCUGUUCAGAAUGACCGAAGAAGCAUGCCGAACACGGAGUCAGAAACGAGCGCUUGAACGGGACCCAACAGAGGACGAUGUGGAGAGCAAGAAAAUAAAAAUGGAGAGAGGAUUGUUGGCUUCAGAUUUAAACACUGACGGAGACAUGAGGGUGACACCUGAGCCGGGAGCAGGUCCAACCCAAGGAUUGCUGAGGGCAACAGAGGCCACGGCCAUGGCCAUGGGCAGAGGCGAAGGGCUGGUGGGCGAUGGGCCCGUGGACAUGCGCACCUCACACAGUGACAUGAAGUCCGAGAGGAGACCCCCCUCACCUGACGUGAUUGUGCUCUCCGACAACGAGCAGCCCUCGAGCCCGAGAGUGAAUGGGCUGACCACGGUGGCCUUGAAGGAGACUAGCACCGAGGCCCUCAUGAAAAGCAGUCCUGAAGAACGAGAAAGGAUGAUCAAGCAGCUGAAGGAAGAAUUGAGGUUAGAAGAAGCAAAACUCGUGUUGUUGAAAAAGUUGCGGCAGAGUCAAAUACAAAAGGAAGCCACCGCCCAGAAGCCCACAGGUUCUGUUGGGAGCACCGUGACCACCCCUCCCCCGCUUGUUCGGGGCACUCAGAACAUUCCUGCUGGCAAGCCAUCACUCCAGACCUCUUCAGCUCGGAUGCCCGGCAGUGUCAUACCCCCGCCCCUGGUCCGAGGUGGGCAGCAGGCGUCCUCGAAGCUGGGGCCACAGGCGAGCUCACAGGUCGUCAUGCCCCCACUCGUCAGGGGGGCUCAGCAAAUCCACAGCAUUAGGCAACAUUCCAGCACAGGGCCACCGCCCCUCCUCCUGGCCCCCCGGGCGUCGGUGCCCAGUGUGCAGAUUCAGGGACAGAGGAUCAUCCAGCAGGGCCUCAUCCGCGUCGCCAAUGUUCCCAACACCAGCCUGCUCGUCAACAUCCCACAGCCCACCCCAGCAUCACUGAAGGGGACAACAGCCACCUCCGCUCAGGCCAACUCCACCCCCACUAGUGUGGCCUCUGUGGUCACCUCUGCCGAGUCUCCAGCAAGCCGACAGGCGGCCGCCAAGCUGGCGCUGCGCAAACAGCUGGAGAAGACGCUACUCGAGAUCCCCCCACCCAAGCCCCCAGCCCCAGAGAUGAACUUCCUGCCCAGCGCCGCCAACAACGAGUUCAUCUACCUGGUCGGCCUGGAGGAGGUGGUGCAGAACCUACUGGAGACACAAGCAGGCAGGAUGUCGGCCGCCACUGUGCUGUCCCGGGAGCCCUACAUGUGUGCACAGUGCAAGACGGACUUCACGUGCCGCUGGCGGGAGGAGAAGAGCGGCGCCAUCAUGUGUGAGAACUGCAUGACAACCAACCAGAAGAAGGCGCUCAAGGUGGAGCACACCAGCCGGCUGAAGGCCGCCUUUGUGAAGGCGCUGCAGCAGGAACAGGAGAUUGAGCAGCGGCUCCUGCAGCAGGGCACGGCCCCUGCACAGGCCAAGGCCGAGCCCACCGCUGCCCCACACCCCGUGCUGAAGCAGGUCAUAAAACCCCGGCGUAAGUUGGCGUUCCGCUCAGGAGAGGCCCGCGACUGGAGUAACGGGGCUGUGCUACAGGCCUCCAGCCAGCUGUCCCGGGGUUCGGCCACGACGCCCCGAGGUGUCCUGCACACGUUCAGUCCGUCACCCAAACUGCAGAACUCAGCCUCGGCCACAGCCCUGGUCAGCAGGACCGGCAGACAUUCUGAGAGAACCGUGAGCGCCGGCAAGGGCAGCGCCACCUCCAACUGGAAGAAGACGCCCCUCAGCACAGGCGGGACCCUUGCGUUUGUCAGCCCAAGCCUGGCGGUGCACAAGAGCUCCUCGGCCGUGGACCGCCAGCGAGAGUACCUCCUGGACAUGAUCCCACCCCGCUCCAUCCCCCAGUCAGCCACGUGGAAAUAGUGCGAGCCAGGCCCCGUGGAAGACGGGCUCCCUCCUCCCCCACCUGGCCCCUGGUCUAGAAGGACCCACUGCACCACCCUCCGCUGGCUCGGGAAGACACCGUGCCCGCCCCAAGAGCAAGCACCGGCCAUGCUGCAGAGGCAAGACCUCAAUUCUUGGCUGCAAAGUUUCAUCAGGGCUAGGGGGCUGGUGCCGCCUCAUAGGCAGACGAGGAUCAUCGCUGGGGGACCUUUCCCGUGGGCUUUCUUCCUUUCUCUCUUUGCCUUUAGUUUGCCCGACACCAGCAGAAAAGUGGACCUUGGGGGCUGGUUCUGCUCCUGGCCCCCUUGUUCAGCCCCUGCCGGCACACGGGCGGCUCACCCUGGACACUGUGAUGCGCAUGGGCAAGGCCAGCGCCCGGGGCUUCUGAACCGAGCGGGGUGUUUCAUUUUUUUGCUUUUCCCUGUCUUAGGCUCCCAGUCUUUGACUGCCUUCCCAUGGCGAUCUAUAAGUUGAAAGAUUUUUUUUUUUUUUAAUCACCUCAUGAUGAUGGAGUUAAAAGUAAACCGUGCAGACCCUGGGGUCCCUGUUGUACGCUGCAUCAUCCCGCUGGCCCUGUGCCCUGGAGGGUGGGCGGCUCAUGGUGCCACAGCCCCUGGCAGGGACGGCCGGCCCGCCCCCGUGACUGACUGACAGAUGCAGGGAUGGCCGAGGCAGCCCUCGCUCCAGCUGAACGCCUCCAUUGCUGCUUGUUCUGGAGACCCCCGCCCCCGCACCUUCCAGACUUAGCAGAAGAACAAACUGAAGAACAGACCCAGCCAGAGAAGCAGGGAUUCCAGAAGCUGCCCAUUAAGGGAGAAGGAGAGGAUCCGGUCGGCAGCAGCCCUGAGCAGAAAGCUGGAGGGGGGACUGUCGCGGGGUUUUUCUGUUGUGGUUUAUUUUAUUAAAUUUUUUCCUUUUUUCUAUUCAUUUCGAUGGACGCAAUCUUAAGCCACCCUGGCCUUGCUCCUGGGAGGUGAGCGUGCACAGGUGUGUGCAGGUCAGGAGGUGCCGUCCAGGUGUGCGGCGAGCCGCUGCGCACAGAUGUCAGGAUUUCCGUUUGGGUCUAGUUUAGAACCUGUCCUUAAACCUAGGGGUUGCUGUCAGGAUUUGCUUUCAGACUUUUUUUUUUUUUGUAAUUCCCUUUAGAGUCUACAAAAAUGUUUUUAAAAGGAUCAGGUCUGCUUUUAGUUUCAUUUUUGUUUCUUUCCCGUCCCACUCUUUAAAAACUGGUUCCGUGAGGAAAGGCAGAAGCCGUUCCGUGUCUCUUGCAGGCUGGGCCGGCUUCAUGCCAGUGCGAGGGCGUCCCGUGCCCACGUACAUACGUAUGUCUCCAUGAGUUCUGGGCUCCACUGGUUCCAAUUGAGCUCCAGCCCUGGUUUUCCUACCCAUGCAGUUAGGGACUUUAAUUUAAUUUUUUUUUUGUAGGGCCACCGCCUUCAAACACAACUGCUACAACAUUCUAAUAAAGGCUCAUUUAACCCCCAGGCUCCUGUCGUGUGAAUAUCCUCAGUCUGUAGGAAACUUUUUUUGACACAGCAUAGAAGACCUAGUUUUGGAAAACAUUAUCUAAUUUUUUGUUGUGCAAAUCCCCAAAUUUCUCACUAAUUUUUGUUUUUUUGUGCAUAACUUGGAUGGGCUGAAGGAGGUGAGGACAGAUUGGGGAAGGGUGGCUUUCAUUCCAAGAUCCAGGGAUUUGGGGAAAAGGAAGGAAUUUGAUGUUUUUUGGGGUGGGAGGGGAGGGUGUGUUUUUUACACCAAAAAAAAAAAAAAAAAUCAAGAGUAUGCAAGCAUUUCUAUUCCUCGCAUUUUUCUGUGUGCCUGGCAAAUAAAUACCUGUCUCCUACGACCCUGAGCUGUUAGCCCUCUCUGUUCCAUGACAGGGGCCAGAUCUUCCAGCUCCUCCCAGAAGGAGCACCCAGGCUGGCUUCUUCCCACUGAAAGCCCUCCCCAGCGAACCAACCUCAGUUCUAUGCAGUGGCUGGGGAUCAGGCAUCCAGACCGAAGUCACCUCUGCCUGCUCCAGCUUGGGUCAGCUGGGUCUGACCAGGGGGCCAGAUCCGAGCCGCACCUGCCGGCCCCCAGCCCCAGCUCCAGCUCCUGACCUCUCCCAGCCUGGCCUGGCUGUUCCUCCAGGGCUGAUGGCUGUCAACCCAUCCUUGUGAGUUCAUAUGGACUGCUGCCCCUCGAAAGGGAGAGGGUCGGCCCCAUGUCCCCAGGGAGCAUUCCAUCAGGGACAACGUACAUACUGUGAUGUAAACUUUUUUUUUUUCCCCCCAGGGGGCAAAAGUGUGAGAUGCCUUAAUCUUUCCUUCAUUUCUGCUGUCUCGAACACUCUAGCCCAUUAUUUCCUUUCAGUUCCUUGCAGCAUAACCUCUACGAUAAGCCCCAAGCGGGUUGUUGUAUUAUGACGUUUAUGAUGUUCCAGGUGAAGGCAUUAUUAAGUACCUCUCUGGGUGUGGGGUUUGGACGCACCAGGAUAGCUAUUGAUUAAUGUUAAGGGUGUUCUACCCACAGCAAAGCACACCCUCUUAAACCAGGCACUGCCUGGGUCCUGGUCCCGAGAGCCCUACCAGGAUCAGGUUCCUGCAAGCCGUCAGAAUGUGGGAGCCCCCAGCCCAACUGAUUGUAACUGUCCCCUGUUACCUGUGACAUGAACCUCCAACAGCACCUGGAAACGGUUCCCUCUGUCAGCUGCUCUGUAGACAGGGCUGGGGAGAUCUCAGAGUUCACACCUCGCCUGUUGUAGGGGAGGUUGGGGGUAGGGUUUGGAAUGGCCAAGUGCCCUUGGAACCUCCCACAGCUAUGGCCGUCCUGACCUCAUCCCAGGAACUCUACGGUGACCAGGAACCACCCCUCUGACGAGGUCUGUAGCGGCCCUUCUCAGAGUGGAACAGCCCACAGUGCUAGUUGUGCCUGGUCUUACCUGUACUCCACGGACCUCGGUGAAGCAAAAGCUUCAGGGCAGAGGGAAUGAGGCAACCCAGUGGCAGCCCCGCUGGGCCCCGUGGCUCCUGCUCUCCUAUUGGACGUAGAGGCAGGGGAGAGACUUCUCUAUACAAAUAUUCUCAUCACAGAAGGGAUGAUCCUUGCUGCUCUGCCGUAGGGUUUUUGAUGCUGAGCUAUGCUGCACAUGACGUUAACCUAAAGAACUUGGACUGAGCUUUUAAAAAAGGACAGCAAACAAUUUUAUAAUCCUUAAAGUGUAAUAGACGGUUACACUAGUGCAGGGUAUUGGGGAGGCUCUUUGGGUGUGGAGGCUGUCACUUGUAUUUAUUGUGACUCUAAAUCUUUGAUAGUAAAACAAAUGUAAAAAGAAAUGUUUGCCACCAGAUGGGAAUAGAAGUUCCAAUAAGCAGGCUGGAAUGGGUGGCUAUACGUUGUAUCACGAGGAAGUUUUAGACUCUGAAGGAUAAUAAAUGGAUGAUGUGUCAACUGGA
Messenger RNA from Homo sapiens (human), 18392 nucleotides. It is a transcript of the gene GATAD2A, whose product is annotated as GATA zinc finger domain containing 2A. The transcript is spliced from 13 exons. Gene Ontology annotation, biological process: negative regulation of transcription by RNA polymerase II; regulation of DNA-templated transcription. NCBI's taxonomy places the organism in Eukaryota, Metazoa, Chordata, Mammalia, Primates, Hominidae. The coding region runs from base 13030 to 14934 and encodes 634 amino acids. Gene Ontology annotation, molecular function: sequence-specific DNA binding. The record is from RefSeq and is a predicted model, not a curated record. Gene Ontology annotation, cellular component: nuclear speck; nucleoplasm; chromosome.